This is a messenger RNA of Frieseomelitta varia, 928 nucleotides long. RefSeq names its product cilia- and flagella-associated protein 299-like. Lineage: Eukaryota; Metazoa; Arthropoda; Insecta; Hymenoptera; Apidae. The transcript has a single exon. Bases 199 to 900 code for a protein of 233 amino acids. The record is from RefSeq and is a predicted model, not a curated record.
UCAUCCUAGUAAAAAAAAUCAAUAUUGUUUGCACGUUCAAUCAUAACUUUUUUUUACAAAACACAUUGUACUUCUCAAACGUCAAUUGUUUUUUAAACAAAGAAAAUAAAACCUAACUUGAAAUUUACUGUCACAUCAUACUAAAAUAUAAAUGUCAAUGUUUUUUAUUGUUAAAAUCAUAGAUUGAAUAAAUUAAAUAUGACAGAAGUAGGAACACAAAUAGACAGUGAUAAAAGAUUAUUACAAUUUGAAACUUAUGAAGACUAUUUGGAUUCUUUAAUAACAUUUGUUGAUCUUGGAUAUUUAGGAAAUCUUAAUAUUGCACACAGAUUAGCUGAACUUGGUUAUCGUUGUACGGGUGAAACACUAGAUGAAGAUACAUUUUAUUGUCGUUUGAAAGCUGUAAAAAAUUUAUUCUUUCCAAUUUAUAGACCAUAUGAAUUAACGUCAGAACAUGUGACACCAAGUGAUAAUUUAAUGCAAGAAUUAGCACUCAGAGAACGUCUAAAUAGAUUGAAAAUCAUAUCCACUAUUAUCUUCAUAAGAAAUUUAACUAAACUGCAGUUUGAAAUUUCUGGUUACAUAGAUUUUAAUGAAAGACUUGAAAAAGAAAAUUGGCUUCCCUAUUUCCAAGGAAGAAAAAAAGUAUGGCCUUGUGUAUCUGACCUCGCAUAUUAUCACUGGAGAACAGGAAAGACACGUUUAAAUGAAACAUCAAAUUUUCAACCAGUUAUAGACCCAAUACUGGGUCUUCGAUUCAAACACUGUCACGAUCGGCAUUUCAUUAAUGUUGAUCCUGGAUUACCCUCUCCAGGCAUAUAUACAACACGAGUAAGAAUACGCAGUGAAGAAUAUGAACAUGUAAUAUUAUAUGAUCAUGUCCUUCGAAGCAGAUGUUAAACAUAAUGAAAAUAUUUAGACUUACUUC